Schizosaccharomyces osmophilus is the source of this 714-nucleotide messenger RNA. Its product is annotated as Schizosaccharomyces specific protein. The transcript has a single exon. Lineage: Eukaryota; Fungi; Ascomycota; Schizosaccharomycetes; Schizosaccharomycetales; Schizosaccharomycetaceae. Bases 1 to 714 code for a protein of 237 amino acids. The record is from RefSeq and is a predicted model, not a curated record.
AUGGAACCAUACAUCCUUCCCUUUACGACGCUGGAUAAUGGGAAGUCUGCUAAGGUGGAAUAUCCAUUUUUUAUACAUUCUUGUAGCAUUUCACUGUUAAUAACUAGCAUGAUCAGCUGUAUAGACAGAAAUGAUGCACAGUAUGGUUUACUAAUUUGUCCUGAAAAGGAUCUGACAAGCAUUGAGGAGACCAUUAUAAAAAACGAAGGAGUUUUCGAUACACUGUUUUUGAAUUCUUCUAAUUCAAUUGGAUACCUUCAAUUCCUCGACAAAAUUGAGAUUUUGCCAUUACAGAAUACGAAGUCUUUAAGCAACGUAAUAAAUGAAGCAGCGAAUCAAAAAGGAAAGAAUGUAAUAGGAAUAACUAAUAUUUCUUCGAUGUUAAAUACUGAAAGCACUUUGAACGCUGCUUCAUUUUCUUCAACACUCGCCGAUGUAAUUGAAAAGUGUUCGCCAUUAAUUAUAAACGAAACUGAAGUUUUAGAAACGCCUAUACCCAUCAGUAAUUCUAUGAAGCAUGAGAACGUUACUCUAGAGAACGUAUACUCGUUAUGGAUCCCUGUUUAUUUAAAAGUCUCCAUUGAUGCUGAGAAUCCUAGCAUAUCAAGAGCAAGUUUUCAUAGUCGUGAAUUCUCUCAGACAUCAGAGUGGAAAUCAAACACCUUUUUUCAAGACUUAAAAAUAAAUUUGCAUGAAAGUUAUAAUGACACCUAG